UUGGACUGGCGGGAGAUUGGUGGUAGUCCUUUCAAGGCCGUACGCGUAUUCACCGUGAGUCGGCGAAGUCGUAUUCGGAACAGAAAUGGCUAGAAGUGCAGAAAAAGCAAUGACAGCUCUUGCUCGCUGGAGAGCAGUGUAUGUCGACAAGGUUCAGGAGACAAAGAAAAGACCUUUUAUCGCUUCAGAAUGCACUGGGUUGAAAGAUUCAUUAUAUUACAGGCGACAGAUUGUUCAUGAAAUAUCUCGGAAAAUAGCACAGAUCCAAAAUCCCAGCCUUGGGGAGUAUAAAUUACGAGACCUAAACGAUGACAUUAACAAGCUUAUUCGAGAGAAGUCUCAUUGGGAAGACCAUAUCAAAAACCUCGGCGGGCCUGAUUUUAAAGCUGAAGCGCCAAAAAUGUUAGAAAAAGAAGGUAAAGAAGUCCCUGGCAAUCGAGGAUACAGGUAUUAUGGAGCCGCUCGCGAUUUGCCUGGUGUCCGGGAAUUAUUUGAAGAAGAUCCCCAGCCAGUUGCAAGGAAAUCCAGAGGAGAGCUAAUGAAGCUGGUUGAUGUAUCGUAUUACGGCAACUGUGAUGAAGAUGAUGGUGUGAUUGUUCCCCAGGAGGCCAUUUAUGAACAAGAAGCCAUAGCUCAUAAAGUUGCUUUAUGGAAAGCACGUAAGGAGAAUGAUUCUUUACCAACAUAUGCUGCUAAACAUCCUACUGGUGAUGAAAUAGAUGAUUUGGACGAAGACAACGCUGAUACAAGAAACAUAUAUGACGCUGGAGAUAAUCCAGCUGAUAUAGAACUGAUGCGCCUUUACGAAGCGAUUGAUGAGGGCAAUGAGGUUGGAUCUGUUGACUUUACGAAUGCUGAACAAUUAGUAGCAUUGGUAAAUGGUGAUGAAAGUAUUAAUACGUUGGAUGAUGCUACAAAGUUGGCAAACAAAUCUAUGAGUUCUUUAAGCACAACAGUGAAGCGAGCAUUUGUUGCUCAUGUUCCAGUCUAUACACAAGAGCAGAUUGAAUCAGCGUUGGUAGCUCAGCGGAAACGCGAAAUUCUCGAAAAAUACAUGUCUAGUGAUCUGUUAGCCAGUAUGGCACAAACUGGAGAGAUUCUUGGUAUCGAAAACAGUAACGGUAUGCAAUUCAGUUAUCAGGAUCCAAAUGAUGGUCAGUCUGUGUCAAGACCAACUGGAAAUUCUGAUUUUGAAGCGGAAGAAGAGGAGGAAGAAGAAGAGGGGAACUGAAUCUUUUCUUUUCAUAAACUACUGUAUGUAUAUUUUUGUACAGAUACCAACUAAUUUAAUACUCAGACCAAAAUUGUUUCUUCCUGUCCAGUCAACUAAGUACUCAGUAUUUUUUGAAGUGAGAGAUUCACAUAACGUUUCAGGUUAUCGCAUUGUUGUAGUGUAAACAUUUCUGCUGUUUGUUUCUGCAGUGAUUCUAUUUCAGCUUACUGUCAAUAUUUGUGGUAGCUGACGGCAUAUUUAACUCUUAAAUGUAACGGCUGAUUCUCAUGAAUGUUAUCGCUGAAAUAUGCAGCCACAGGAGGAGAC
This is a messenger RNA of Trichobilharzia regenti, 1540 nucleotides long. The record is from the annotation of a GenBank genome assembly. NCBI's taxonomy places the organism in Eukaryota, Metazoa, Platyhelminthes, Trematoda, Strigeidida, Schistosomatidae.